Molecule: messenger RNA, 3251 nt
Organism: Acipenser ruthenus (sterlet)
Lineage: Eukaryota; Metazoa; Chordata; Actinopteri; Acipenseriformes; Acipenseridae
Product: deleted in malignant brain tumors 1 protein-like
Exons: 22
Coding region: 47-2848 (933 amino acids)
Cellular component (GO): cell surface
Source: RefSeq, a predicted model, not a curated record
UAUACCAGGUGUGACUGAUCAUUAUAACAGACUGCGAAGGAGAAAAAUGGAGACUGCAGUGCAACUGCUUGUAUACGCACUGAUUGCUUUUGGCAGUGCAUUCCCAGGAUCUUCUGCCCAAGAAACAUCUAACACAGCAGGAGUUCCUUCUCCAAAAUGGUACACCACAACAAGAUACCCAAAGAUAUCCACCUGGCCCUACAGAACCACAGACUGGCCCUACAGAACCACAGCCUGGCCCUAUAGAACCACAACCUGGCCCUACAGAACCACAGCCUGGCCCUACAGAACCACAGCCUGGCCCUACAGAACCACAGCCUGGCCCUACAGAACCACAGCCUGGCCCUAUAGAACCACAGCCUGGCCCUACAGAACCACAGCCUGGCCCUACAGAACCACAGACUGGCCCUACAGAACCACAGCCUGGCCCACCACCACUUCUGUACCGUGUGGGGGUCAACUGACUGGUGAAAGAGGAGAAUUUACGAGCCCCAAUUACCCAUACCCCUACCCAAACAAUGCACGCUGUGUCUGGUACAUAAAAGUUGAUCGACACAGUCAAAUAAGCCUGACUUUGACAAAUGUUCGAUUGGAAUGCAGAUAUGACUAUGUUAGAGUUUACGAUGGCCCCUCAACCAGUUCUCCACAAAUCGGAGAUGUGUGUCAGGCUGACUAUGAGACUUUUCAUUCAUCUUCAAAUACCAUGACUGUGGUCUUCACUUCCGACCAUUCCGUCACAGGCACAGGAUUUACUGCAUCCUACUCCUAUUAUGACACUGCAUCCUGUGCAGGCCUGUGCGGUGGAUCUAAUGCAUUGUGCUCCUGUGAUUCCAGCUGUGUGUAUUCUAAUAGCUGCUGCCGGGACUUCUGUGACGUCUGCCCUUAUGUGAAUUACAAUUACUGCUCGUACACCUCCACUACUUCCUAUCCGAACCCUACAACACUAGAACCAGCAACAACAAUGGCUCCUGGGUCCUGCAGAGGCAACUGCUAUGGAUCUGCUGGGAAUUGCUCAUGCAGCUCCAAUUGUGCUUAUUAUAAUAACUGCUGUGAUGACUUCUGUAACUACUGCUCCUAUGUGAAUAACGGUUACUGUCAGCCUUCAAGCACCCCAACCCCAAGCACGCCAGGAUCAUGCUAUGGCAGGUGCCAUGGUUAUGCUGGGAAUUGCUCAUGCAGCGCCAAUUGUGCUUAUUAUAAUAACUGCUGUGAUGACUUCUGUAACUACUGCUCCUAUGUGAAUUACGGUUAUUGCUACUCGACCACCUUUCCAACAACACCACCAGUUACAGCAACAACAAUGGCUCCUGGGUCCUGCAGAGGCAACUGCUAUGGAUCUGCUGGGAAUUGCUCAUGCAGCUCCAAUUGUGCUUAUUAUAAUAACUGCUGUGAUGACUUCUGUAACUACUGCUCCUAUGUGAAUAACGGUUACUGUCAGCCUUCAAGCACCCCAACCCCAAGCACGCCAGGAUCAUGCUAUGGCAGGUGCCAUGGUUAUGCUGGGAAUUGCUCAUGCAGCUCCAAUUGUGCUUAUUAUAAUAACUGCUGUGAUGACUUCUGUAACUACUGCUCCUAUGUGAAUUACGGUUAUUGCUACUCGACCACCUUUCCAACAACACCACCAGUUACAGGUUCCUGUGGAGGUUACCUGGAAGGACCGUAUGGAUCAUUCUCAAGCCCCAACUACCCGUAUAAUUAUCCAAAUGGAGCCUACUGCACAUGGUACAUAAAGGUUGAAAGAAAUGAUAAAAUAUACUUGACAUUCCUUCAAAUACAAAUGGAAGCAUGCAGUAAUUGUAACUGCGAUUCAAUUUCAAUAUAUGAUGGACCUUCAACCAACUACCGUCGCAUAGGAUUUAUUUGUCGUAAUAAUGUAACUGUAUUUGAAUCAUCUUCAAACGCUAUGACAGUGGUGUUCAGAACAGAUGGGUCUGUCACAGAUACUGGGUUUUAUGCCCACUACAACACUUUACAUCAAAACCGAGCAAACAUCCAGUGCAGUUCCGACUACAUGGAAGUGACUUUGCAGAGGUCUUACAUUGAGUCCCUGGGCUACAAUGCCAGUGAAUUAUACCUGAAUGAUCCAAACUGCAGACCGCAAACCACGGGCUCUCAGGUUCUGUUCAGAAUACCGCUGAAUCGCUGUGGAACGCUCCGGGAGGUAAAUAACGGAAGCAUUGCCUAUUACAAUAACAUCAGAGCUUAUAGUUCUGGAGGAGUGAUCACCCGCCAAACCAACCUGCAGCUUCGCGUGGGCUGCAAAAUGGAACAGAACACAAUGGUGCAGAUCAUGUACGUGGCAAAGGAAGAGGUGACUGCCAACGAAACCAGCUGGGGCCGAUACAGCGUCAACAUGGCGUUCUAUACAUCAGAUUCGUUCUGGAGACCUGUUCAUGAAUGGCCAUAUUAUGUGGAUUUGAACCAAGACCUUUUCGUGCAAGUGCAGCUCAACAGCUCAGAUUCGGACCUGGUUGUGUUUGUGGACACCUGCAUGGCCUCUCCUUCUUCACAUGACUUUGUGUCAAAGACCUACGACUUAAUCAGAAACGGGUGUGUGAGAGAUGGCACAUACUCUUCCUAUUACUCUAAUUCUACCAACACUGCCCGCUUCAAAUUCAGUGCCUUCAAGUUUCUGCGCAGCCACCCUUCAGUGUACCUGCAGUGUAAAAUUGCAGUGUGCCGGGCCUACGAUUAUUCAGCUCGCUGCUACAGAGGCUGCUUACCCAGAAGCAAGAGGGAUCUGAGCUCGUCCGAAAGCAAGACUGAAGUUGUGGUGGGACCCAUCAAGCUGAGGCAGGAGGGGUCUCCUGGAGACCAGAUGAAAGCGGGUGAAAAGGCUCCUGCGUAAGUUCCCACAUAAAGAUCCAAGCAGUUAUUUCUCUGAAUCUACAGCAGCAGCUUUUACAGUUACCUGCACUAUAUUAUCAAAACUAUUAAUUCCUGAACUUUCUCUGUAAUCAUGUUAGCAGACAAGCAUUGGAUGACAUUGCUAUCUGUCAUUUUCAUUUAUAAAUGGCACCAGGCACCAACAUUAUCCUUAGCAACUUACAUCUUUAAGCUCAAACAAUUUUACUGGAGAAACUAUUCAUUAAACAGUGUUUAAACCUAAUCAAAAUGUAUCCUAAUGCUGAAAUCCUGUUUCUCUUGUUUGUAAUAAUGAUCUUUUAGACAAUAUUAUAGUUUAUUAAAGCUGUAACAAUACUAAUACAAUAAAAUGGCUUUUAAAAGCACAUUGUUUCUUUUAGUUUCAA